This is a messenger RNA of Colletotrichum gloeosporioides, 2649 nucleotides long. Its product is annotated as Chitotriosidase-1. The record is from RefSeq and is a predicted model, not a curated record. Gene Ontology annotation, biological process: carbohydrate metabolic process. Bases 1 to 2649 code for a protein of 882 amino acids. NCBI's taxonomy places the organism in Eukaryota, Fungi, Ascomycota, Sordariomycetes, Glomerellales, Glomerellaceae. Gene Ontology annotation, molecular function: chitin binding. The transcript has 7 exons.
AUGGUCGGCAAACAGUUGCUUGUGGUCGCGCUGACGGCCGCCACUCUUCUCCAUGGCGGAAGCUGUGAACGCCCUCCUUCUCUCACUCACCAGAACCCAUACGCGGAUGCCGACCGAGACCCUUUGGCUGAUUACAUGGAACUCAGAGACAAUGUCACUGAGUACAUGCCGGAGCGCCGGAGAUCGAUUCGACCGAUUUCCGAAUGGCGGAAUCAUGCCGACAUCUUGAAGAGACAGGCACAGGCUGCCGGUGAAGGUGCUUUGCUGUGCCCCACGGGCGAGUGUGCAGAUGGCAGCUGCUGCAGCAAAGACGGAAUUUGUGGUUAUGGCGACUUGUGCGGCGCAGGUUGCAAAAACAACUGUGAUGCUACCGCCAUGUGUGGCAAAGAGUCUGCGGGCGGCGCUAUCAAGUGUGGAAUGGAUCUGUGCUGCAGUUCUGGAGGUUGGUGCGGUACCUCGGAAACCCAUUGCAUCGGUCCAAACAAGUUCUCCCCUUGUCAGGAAGGCUUCGGAAAGUGCAGCAUCAUCCGACCCAAGACUUGCGGCGAGGGCUCCGGGACCACUGGAGGUAGAACCAUCGGCUACUACCAGGCCUCAAACGUCCGAGACCGUGUCUGCAAUCGCAUUGCGCCGUCGCAGAUCAAGACCGCCGGCUAUUCUCAUCUUUACUUCGCCUUUGCGUCAAUCGAUCCUGCUUCGUUCGCCGUCAUUCCUGCACAGGCCGCAGACGAGCCACUUAUGCGUGAGUUCACCGCGUUGAAGAAGUCAGGUCUACAGACUUGGGUUGCUGUUGGUGGCUACGACUUCAGCGACAAGGAACGCAGCACGCACACGACCUGGCAUGACCUCUGCGCAAGCCCGGCUGCGCGCGCUGCAUUCAUCGCAUCUGGCAAGACUUUCAUGGAUAAAUACGGCUUCCAAGGUAUGGACCUCGAUUGGGAAUACCCUGGAGACCCUAAGCGCGGUGGCUCUCGCGCCGAUAUCGCCAACUUUGUGCUGUUGCUCAAGGAGAUGCGCGCUUCUUACGGAUCUCAGUAUGGCAUCAGCCUCACGCUUCCUCCAGACAUUUGGUAUGGUCAAUAUUUUGAUGCCAAGGGCCUCGAGCCGUAUGUCGACCACUUUGGUUUCAUGUCUUAUGAUCUUCACGGCUCUUGGGAUUCCGACGUCAAGACUUUGGGCGCUAUCAUCCGCGGUCAGGCUGACGUUCGGGAGAUUUACAACAACACCAUUCCUCUUGCCUAUGCUGAUUUGGACUUUUCCAAAAUUGUCUUCGGUGUUGCCUGGUACGGCCGUGGCUACACAGUUUCGGAUACUACUUGCAACACCCUUGGAUGCGGCUUCAAAGGUCCCAGCAAGCCAGCAAAGUGCACCAACCAGGCCGGCGUUAUGUCUCUCACUGAGAUCCAGGAUUUGAUCAAGGAGAAGGGUCUCCAGCCCCGCUUGCUCGAAGGCGCCAUGAUGAAGGAGCUUACAUGGGAUGACCAGUGGAUCGGUUACGAUGACGAGGAGACUGUCGCACUGAAGAAGAAAUUCGCCAACAAUUACUGCUUCGGAGGCACCAUGGCGUGGAGUGUUGACUUCAACUCUGGCACUGGCGACUCAAACUCGGCACCCGUCUCAACCGACGGUCAAUGUGGCCCUUCCAACGGCGGCACUACUUGCACGGGCAGUACCUUUGGCAAGUGCUGCUCCUCCAGCGGCUGGUGUGGCACCGAUGACGCACACUGCGGCUCUGGUUGCCAGAGUGGUGAUUGCGUCAAGGGUGCCGUGACUACGGAUGGCAGCUGCGGCAUUGGUGCAAACGAUGCCAUUUGCGGUUCAUGGCCUCAGGGUGACUGUUGCUCGCCUCAGGGUUGGUGCGGCAAUACCGAUGCUCACUGCGGUACGGGUUGCCAGAGUGGCAGCUGCAAAAACAAGGGAACCUCGACGAAGCCGACUUCGUCUGCUGGGGGAUCCGGCUCGACACCGACGAAGUCAUCUGUUGCCACGCCUACCGCGACCGAAGAGGCAUGGGAUAUGAAUUACAAUUGGGAAAACCACUUCGCCAACGAUCAGAAGUGUAUUUUCUACAAGCCCCCCAAGUGGGAGGCGACGCAGAAUGACUGCAACCACGUCUGCAAAGAGUCCAACGAGGCUAACCAUGAACUCGGCGUCACCACCUCUGCUACCUGUGUCGGUUUCUACCCGGUAGACAAGAAGAUACCCUGGGAGAGCGUCGGCAAGGGCCUUUCCGGCAUGGUUGCGCCUGGAGUUUGUGUCUGUGAUAACCCUGUCAUCAACUGGUUGGGAAACACAUUCGUCGAGAUGCUGCCGGCGAUGGCCCAAAUCACGUGUUAUGUUUACAUCCAUUCUUUCAAGUUAGUUCUUGAGGAGGGCCUGGAGUUUAUUCCCGAAGGCAAGGCCAUGUCAGGUGGAAUGAAGGCGCUCGUCAACGCUGCAAAGCUGUUCAAGUGGACCUACUCAACGGUUGACGCGGUCAACGCCUUCACGCACUGGUUGCAUCCUUGCGACACCGACUUGGUACCCAAGGACUUCGAGGACGUCUUUGACAAACUCACUUCCAUCUCGGAUGAGGUUGUCGGCUGGGUGAAGCCUUCGAAGGUGGCCAAGGGCAGCGGCAAGAAGGGAGACAAGGGAUAUCCUAACUGA